Cornus florida is the source of this 1761-nucleotide messenger RNA. Its product is annotated as zinc finger protein ZAT5-like. The record is from RefSeq and is a predicted model, not a curated record. Lineage: Eukaryota; Viridiplantae; Streptophyta; Magnoliopsida; Cornales; Cornaceae. Bases 465 to 1397 code for a protein of 310 amino acids. The transcript has a single exon.
UAUAUAUAUAUAUUAUAUGAAUCCUGUUGUGUGAAGUUCAUCGCCCAAGUGUGAGAAAGAGAGUGUGAAACGGACUUUGCAUUAACAAACUUCACCACCUCCAACUAUCUAACUCCCCCAAAUUUAGCAUUUUUUUAGUUAAAAAUUGCUUGUUUCUCCUCUCUUUGCUAUUUCUCUUCCUCUCCUUUCACUCUCUCUCUCUCUCCCUCUAAAAUUAUCUCCCUCUCUCUCUCUCUCUAAAUUAACACCUAUAUAUGUAUAGAUGAACUGGCGGACUAAUCCACACUUACUCUCUGGGUUGUCUUUUGACUCCUAAACUCUCUCACAUUCACUAUAUAUAAAUAUAUACAUAUAUACAUAUAAACGCCCCCACUCUUCUCCCCUACCUUGCUUCCUCCAACCAGCCCCCCUUUCUCUCUCUCUCUCUCUAGAUUUUCUAUUAGUUGUGGUGCUGGUGGAGAAGCAUGGAAGCUAUAGACGAACUCACAGGUCCUAAAGAUCAUUCCCACAUCGUAAAAGGCAAGCGAACGAAGCGACAACGGCCACAAUCUCCGAUACCAUUCACGAUCACCGCCAACUCUUCAAGCGGAGAUGGAGGCGGCGGAUAUGGCAGCAAUGGAGACAUCAUCAACAACAACAACCACCACCACCACGAAACGAAUUACUCGUCCCCGGCCACUUCCGGUGAGUUCAUGGAUAGCACGACUGAGGAAGAGGAAGACAUGGCGAAUUGCCUGAUUCUUCUGGCUCAGGGUGGCCAUUCAAGAGAACCGUCUAACCCUAAAGAGGACGAAGAGGCUGCCGGAUUAACGUAUAAAUUUACGAGUAAGAGAUACUUAGAAGCCCCGUCGUCGGGGAAUGGCAAGAUGGGGAUUUUUGUGUACCAAUGCAAGACUUGCAGCCGGACUUUCCCUUCAUUUCAAGCUUUGGGUGGACAUAGAGCUAGUCACAAGAAGCCUAAGCUGAUGGCCGCCGCUGCCGCCGCGGAGGAGAGGAAGAGGCCGGUAGUGUUGUCCGACGAGGAAGAGCCUCUCUCCCUUCAAUUGAGCAACAAGGGUUUCUAUGGCAGUGCCACUAAAUUCAAGGUCCAUGAGUGUUCAAUAUGUGGGGCUGAGUUUUCGUCCGGACAAGCUUUGGGAGGUCAUAUGAGGCGUCACCGGGGUCCUAGCGGUACCAACACAACCUUGUCUUUGAGUCCUACAAGUCCUCCUAUUGUCUUGGAGGCCGAGGAAACCAACAACAAGGCUAGAAAUGUGUUGACUCUGGAUCUCAACCUUCCGGCUCCCGAAGACGAUCAUCUUCGGGAUUCGAAGGUUGCCUUGUCCUCGAAGCAGCAGCAACAACAAUCACCUCUCGUCUUCCCAGCCACUCCUGCUUUGGUGGAUUGUCAAUACUGAUGUUCAAUUUUGUUUAUACACGCGAGUUUCGGCUAUGGAUAUCUGAAUCUCAAAAGUAGAUGAAUGUGAGAAUUAACCAUCUAUGAUCAUUAUUCUUGAUGUUAUACAGUUGCAAAACUAUUGAUUUUUUUUUUUUUUUUUUCUUUCUUUUUCUUUUCCUUUUGAAUUCUUUUUGACAUAUUGAUCAUUUGAUAAUUGGAAUUGGAAUUCUUUGAUUAAUUAAUUCUUUGUGAAGCUGUUUGUGUUGUGAUGGGAUUUUGAUUCAUGGAAAGUGCAUGAAGGGCAUUCUUUUUCUUUUUUUCCUUUUUGAUUUGGUUUUGUUGUUAUUUUCAGUAGGAAGGAAUGUGCAACACUAGUGUGUGUG